Molecule: messenger RNA, 1337 nt
Organism: Temnothorax curvispinosus
Lineage: Eukaryota; Metazoa; Arthropoda; Insecta; Hymenoptera; Formicidae
Exons: 1
Coding region: 117-917 (266 amino acids)
Source: RefSeq, a predicted model, not a curated record
UCCACGUUCAAGUCGAUCGUUCCCUUCACUCUCGCAACAUGGGGUUGGAAAAGUGAAAAAGGCACAAAUCGUCAAGUGCAAGCCGAGUACGACCACGUCGAGAACUCGUCGCGAUUAUGCCGGGCACGGUGGGCCGCAGCAGACUGCAACAGUUGUGCACGUGUCGCAUAAAGGUGUACGUGCAUCGGAAAAAAAGGUUCGGAAUCAAAGACCGUUCCAAGAGAAAGAGACAGGUCUUCGUGUACAAUCCGGAAGAGGAGAUCUGGCACGAGCCCUACAUGCAGACGCUCCGCCGCGAGUUCUCGGACGAGUCCGUGCUGUGCGACUCCAAGAUCGAGCUACCCUGGCGGGACAUCGCCCUGCCGACGGCGGGCAUGAGAAUUCGCACGUCUCCCGACGUGGCUCCGAUGACGGCCGAUCGGGAAACGGACGAGGCUGAAACGAAAACCGUCAGCGGCGAGAGGCGAGAGUCCACCGGCGCCAUGGCGCUGCCGUGGCAGGAUUUGCUCAUCACGGAGACCCUGCGGAGCACGUUGGAGUCGUUGGACGAGCCGGGGACCUGCGACUCCGCGUUGGAGAUACCCUGGGCCGACCUGGCCCUGGAGAAGCCGAUAGAGAUACGUCCGCCGAGGGAGGAGCAGACCUGCCCGUCCGACGACGUCGAGAUCCCCUGGGACGAGAUCCUGCUGCCGCGCAACAUCGUCAUCAAGUCCGAGAGGAAGCGGAAGCAUCCCUCGUCCCUUCGACGGCCGCGUCGCGAAGACCCGCGUCACGACACGACGUCCAUUCCCUGUGAGAGACGCGGCGUGCCUACCUGCUGCGCGAAAAUCCGCGCGAAAACCCGCUCGGAAACCCAUGCGGAAACGGGAACGCACGCGCACGUCGCGGAUCCUAAUUGGAUUCUCACCUGCAUGUAAAGCUGCACGCGUAAACAUUUAAUUUGCUUAUUUCAUUAAAUCCCACAUUUCAGCCGAAAAAGUUACGUGUCGCUUUAAAUUCAGUAUCGAUAUCUCUCGAGAAAUUUCUCGCUCGUUUUGCCGCAGAUAGAGGAGCGAUACCUAUUAUCAAUUCAAAGUCAAAGAGAGGAAAUACGCCGACACGCGACAAUGCGAAAUCACACGCUGCAAAAAUUGCCGAGGAAAAGUCCGAUUUGCAUUUUGAAACCUUGAUCCGUUCGUUUUGCUCGCCCGGAUCUUGCGUUACUAGAUUAUUAUCUUUUUUGAGAUCCUUACGGCGUUAACGUAACAGAGAAAAGUAAAGGCCUUGAGAGCGGUUUGAAAAUGCUUUUUGAAACAAAACAAAUUUAUUUUAUUUAUCACGAGACGGAUAGAAUUUCC